AGACUCGUCAAACACAAUUUCGUGGCAGAAACUAUUGCACUCGCAUGACGUAAACGAAUGCUUGUAAUACACAGAUGUGUGAUGUGUAUUCCACAGAUGAAAGUUCAUGGCCAGGAGGUUUUUGCAAAGUAGGGGGCAAGCGGCAAUCACCUAUCGACAUCCAGUCCAAAAAUGUAAUCGUCGACUUUGAAAAACAAUUUAUUAAAUACGGCAAACUGAAAUACAAGGGUUAUGAGGCUGUUUUAUUGACAGGAAUCAAUAAUGGGCAUACCGUUCAAUUUAGUACCGAUGGUGACAAUUCAAUGCACCCGACUCUCACUGGAGGUCCUUUGAAACACGACUAUCGUCUGGAGCAGCUCCACUUCCACUGGCUAUCCGAGCAUGCUGUCAACGGAGCCAAGUUUCCUAUGGAGAUUCAUUUCGUCCACGUAAGAUCUGAUCUAAAAGUAUCAGAGGCACUCAAUAAACGAGAUGGACUCGCUAUAGUCUCUGUGUUUUGCAACGUUAAGACAGAACUUAAGCCCGAGGAAGCAGACAUAUCUGAGGAGCUGAUGCAUCAUAUUCCUCUAUUGAUGAGGACUGCAAAUCGCAUCAGCGGUGUACUUAUGGAUCUGGAAAAACUGAUUCCCGUGAAGGACUCUUAUUAUUCGUAUCUGGGCUCACUGACCUCACCAGAGUGUAAUGAAGUAGUCGUUUGGAUUAUAUAUGACAAACCUAUUCAUAUUUCUGACGCAUUGUAUAGAGUUUUCGGCAACGUAGGCGUAGGAAGACACAACUAUAGAAGUCUUCAGCGCCUGUCUCACCAUAUAGUUUUCCAACCACCGCCUGCACUCAUCGCCACGCCGCUCGCCGUGCAGAUGUUUAGCGAUGCCGUUAAAGUUAUACGGAAUUUCUUCAGAAAUAUUACGAGCUUCGUAUCAAGAGGCUUGCAUUCGAGAUAAUGCGAAUAGAUUGAUAGACAAGACAAUUGAGGAUAAUAAAAGAAUGUUUUGUUAAAAUCUAUUUAUUAACGUAACCGUACAAGUUAUUUACAAAUAAAUACAAAUACUUCGUA
Molecule: messenger RNA, 1054 nt
Organism: Pieris rapae (cabbage white)
Lineage: Eukaryota; Metazoa; Arthropoda; Insecta; Lepidoptera; Pieridae
Product: carbonic anhydrase 2-like
Exons: 7
Coding region: 75-941 (288 amino acids)
Molecular function (GO): zinc ion binding; carbonate dehydratase activity
Source: RefSeq, a predicted model, not a curated record